Messenger RNA from Suillus fuscotomentosus, 3906 nucleotides. Its product is annotated as salt tolerance down-regulator-domain-containing protein. NCBI's taxonomy places the organism in Eukaryota, Fungi, Basidiomycota, Agaricomycetes, Boletales, Suillaceae. The coding region runs from base 1 to 3906 and encodes 1301 amino acids. The transcript has 11 exons. The record is from RefSeq and is a predicted model, not a curated record.
AUGCAUUCCAAACUCCCGCCUCUAUCAGCGAAUGACAAACCAAGCACACAACUAAAGGACAAACAAGCUAUCAAGACACCUCUUUCGUCGGUGGCGGAGCUAUGCGGGAAUACGCUCCAGCUGGACGCUCACGCGCCUCCAUCAUCCGUCACAGGGCUGUCGCCUGCUUCGGAACCUGUCAAAACUACUACAACUGAACACUUGCCUGCUACCGUGCCGUCUGGAACGGACGUUACGAUCCGACUCCAGACUGAGCUGCUAGCUACCGCCGACGAACUGUAUCGCAAGGAUAUAGAUGGUCACGGUGAAGGACGCGCGGGGAAGGCGCCUGAGCGGAUUUCAGUAGUGCCGCUACCGCCAUUUUCAAAGCGCUUCCCUAAGGCGAAUACACAGGAGUUGACAGAUGAGGAUUAUUGGUCUUCGUUUCCGCCACACAUAAAAAACUUUGUACGCAGUACUACUCUUAGUCUUACGCGAGGUUUGUUGACCCGCACAAAGGCGCAAAAAAUGUACAAUAUUGCGCAACAGAUGGUACAGUCCGAUGCCGUGCUGAAGACUGGAUUCAGCGCGACUGAAGCUACCACGAUAACCGCAAGGGCCAGCAUGGACGUUCCAGGGUACCCUCCAGGAACGUAUCCGUCGCUACCUUUUGACCCCUCAAUUUUCUCCGAUCCCGAGUUCACGUUAUCGGUAGACAGAGCAACAGCUGCUCUGGGCACUGCUCUACCAUCACCUGGCCAAUCUCACCCUCCUGAGUUCGGCCAAGAGGAGUUCAUCGAGGAUGACUACAGUGAAGAUGCUGAUGCUGUAGACGGCGACAUUGAGGAUCAAGACCUUGAUGAGAACGAUUCUGAUCUGCAGCCACAACCAACAUCAGCUCCGCACGUGCCACAUUUCCAUGGAUCGCUGCCUGCGACCUUUGCGCAGGUAGUUCUGAGCUACGAGGAGACGGUUUUGCGAAGUGGACCGCUUUCGACUGACUUCAGAACUAAGUUAUCAAUGCCUGCUAUGCCAAUGCUAGCAGCGCCUGUUGAGGAAUUGGUAUUUCAUAAGAAAAACAAGAAAGUCUCAUCUAUUAAAAUGCCGGCGGUUAGCGCCGAAAGUCCGGCAGUGCCGGGACAGGGAGUGGGAACGAUGGGCACGGCACCGGGAUCGGCGCUGGAAAAGGGUAGUGGAGGGACCGGUGGAGAAUUGAGGAAGCGCUCACUGCCUCUCACCGCCAACGCCAUGCCUGCAGCUCGAGCAGCAACAAAAGAAAAUAUAUCUAAUCCUCCGCCAAGCUCCCGUGCACAGGGAAAGCAGCCUAUGUCGUAUGCACCGCCUACAACGACAUCCACAGCGACCACGACGACCACCCCAACAACGGCCACGGCCACUGUCAAUGGCCAGCAACCAACAAGAACGGCUCGUGCGGCAUCAAAGGCGCCGAUUCCUGCUCACGCCUACCAGCAUAAUCACUCUCAUCACCAUCCAUCGCCUCCAUCAUCCAAUGCAUCCGUGCCACAGAAACAUCGUCCUCCGGCUGCCGCUGCUCCAGGUAAAUCUUCUCAGAACAACUCCAAGAUCUGGAGCACUAGCUCGACAGAGGAGCGUGAGCGUAUCAAAGAAUUCUGGCUUGGUCUGGGCGAGGACGAGCGCCGAAAUUUGGUCAAGAUCGAGAAAGAUACCGUCCUCCGGAAGAUGAAAGAGCAGCAGAAGCACAGUUGUAGUUGUGCAGUCUGCGGCAGGAAGCGACAUGCGAUCGAGGAAGAGCUUGAGGUACUGUACGAUGCUUAUUACGAGGAGCUAGAACAGUACGCGAACUACCAGCAGCGCUAUGUCUCCUCUGGUGGCACUAUACCCCCUCCUCCUGGGCCAGGUCCGUUUCCCGGCAGCGUCGAACUCGAUAAGAACGGCGCUGUUAUCGAUCCUCCUCAGAACAAAGUUUCCCAUAACCCCCCGCCAUCUAAUAGAACACCAGCCCUGACGAACGGCCGAAAACCUCCGAAACAUGAAAGUGAGUUUGAUGAUGAUGAUGGGGAUGAAGAGGAGUAUGAGGAAGAGGAAGAGGAGGAGUAUGAGGAAGACGAGGAAGAGGAGGAGGAGGAGGAAGAUCCGGAAGAGGAGGAGGAAGAAGUGAAACCACGAGAUCGACGCAAUCCCGGUGUUCGCGGACGAAGGCCUGUGAAUAACGCGAAGGUCAAUGGUCGCGAUGGUCUGUUUAACCUUGGAAGUAACUUGACUGUGACUGGUCCAGGUAACAUUCUGACAGUUGCAGACGAUCUCCUAAAGAACGAUGGGCAAAAAUUCUUAGAGAUGAUGGAGCAGCUGGCCGAGCGUCGAAUGCAGCGAGAAGAGGAAGCGGCUGCUGAUGUUGAAGAUGAAAGUGAUGAAGAGGACGACGAGGAAGGUGAUGAGGACGAUGAUGACGAUGAUGAAGAGGAAGAGGACGAUGAUGACGACGAUGAGGAGGUGAUGACCGAGGAGCAAAAGAUGGAGGAGGGCAAGCGGAUGUUCUCCAUUUUCGCUGCUCGGAUGUUUGAACAGCGCGUCCUCCAAGCAUUUCGAGAAAAAGUUGCGCAGGAACGUCAAAUGCAGCUUCUGCGCGAACUUGAGGACGAGGACAAGCUCACAAAGGAGCGGGAGGCCAAGAAGCAAACUCAGAACCAGAAGAAGAAAGCUAAGAAAAUACUUCAAAAACAAGCCCGCGAUGAAGAGCGAGCUGCCAAAGCGGCAGAGAAGGCUGCAGAGGAGGCCGCUUCAAAGGCCAAGCAACGGAAGAAACGUGAAGAAGAACGUGCUCGUCGUGAAGCUGCCCGAAAAGCUGCAGAUGACGAGAAACAACGUAAAGAGGAGGAGCGUCGUAAACGCGUUGCAGAGGAAAAGGAGCGGGAGGCCGAGCGAGAACAGAGGGUCAAGCAGGAGCGCCGUGAGCGGGAAGAAAAGGAGCGCAAGGCCAAAGAGGAGCGGGAUGCCAAGGCUGCUGCUGAAAAGGCUGCCCGAGAUGUCGCCCGAAAGGAGCAACAAGAGAAGGAAGAACGCGAGAGAAAGCUUGCCAAAGAACGGGAGGAGAAGGAGAAAGCGGAAAAGGAACGGGCUAUUCAACAGCAACGAGCUGGCAAGCACACCCCCUCUACGCAACGCACUCAGAGUAACAACGGUCCAUCUAAGAAAAUUCUUAGCAAGCCCAUCCCUGUCACUCCUACUCCGUCCGGAAGUACACCACGACCGUCACUGCAGCAGACACCACAGCAACCGCAGCGUCCCAUGCUGUCUAAUUCUCAGCCUGCAACUCCUGUGGCACCCUCCGUGCAAAAUCAUUUUCCGCCCAUGAUACCUCCACUUUCCGGCCCGUUGUCCCCUCGUCUACCCUUUGCACAACCCCCACCUCCAUUCGGACUGUUCGGUCCAGGUCCAUCAAUGCCACCACCAGGACCUCCUCCGAAUCUCGGUCCAUCCGCCCUUCCUCGCAAUUUUGGCUCACCUACUUCCUUCGAGUCAGGCUUUAGCCGUCCUCUGGCCCCGACAAUACCCAUUGGACCACCUUCGAAGGUUUCGCAGAACCUUCUUGGCUCACCAACCAUGCUGGUACCAGGGCCUGUCGCACGGCCGGUUUCUAUUGCUCCAAUAGCGCCACCUGCACCUAUCGCACCACCUGCACCUAUUGCGCCCCCUGCACCUAUUGCAAGGCCAAUGACAGGUGAGACAUCUGGUCGUCGCUCUCCAAGUCCGAAAGGCGUCCUUGGAUCUUCUGCUCUCGCAGAUGAUGAUGACGAAGUUGUUCCUCCGCCAGGACGGCGCAUCGCGCCGGGCGCAGUGGUGUUAUUCUCUUUUGCUCUAUUUGCAUCGAGGUUUACGAUCAAACAAGCAGAAAUACAUUAUAAAGAUGUCAGAUUUGGAGUGAUCGUCAAGUUACAUGGUGCAUAA